AUGAACGCUCGACCAUGCCGGCCUUCCCACACGCCGAUCCGGGCUCUGCGGCAGGCUGAGCUUCCAGGGGGCGAACCAGACCGAUACUGGUCAACCAGCAUGAACCCGGGGCUGAUCCAUUGGGGAGAGGGCCCAGACCCCAAUGACGAGCACAGAUUGCAGCUCUGCCCAGGGGAGCUCCCCCUGCAGAAGUCCUGCCCCCUGACCAUGGGCACUGGUGGCAGCCCCCCCGUUUCCAUCCUCUGCUCCUGGGAGGAAGCCGCCUUUGGUGAAGAGGUGUUGGAGGUGCAGAACGACCAGCUGCCCCUGGUGAUCGUGCAGGAUCCCAGCGGGAACCGCAUCGCCCAGUGGCGAGAUGUGACUCCGCAGCAGGGCAUCGUGGAUCUGUCCCUCCCGCUGUCUGCAGAGCCGGCCCUGGGGACGUACGCCAUCGAGGCACAAGGGACGAGGCACUCGUUCAGCAUGGAAGAAUAUGUGCUGCCCAAGUUCGAAGUGACCCUGGAGCUGCCCCCCGUGGUGACGGUGCUGGAUAAGAUACUCCUGCUGCGGGUGUGCGGCCGAUACACCUACGGGAAGCCCGUCCUGGGGAAGGUCCAGGCCAGCCUGUGUCGGGAGGAACAACCAGUGUAUCACGGGUACCAUCUUCAUGCCAAGCGAACCGGAGCUCUGUGCACAGAGCUUACUGGCCAGACUGACAGCAACGGCUGCUUUUCCAGAGAGGUGGGGACGGCUCCCUUCAACCUGACCCAAUCUGGCUACAGGAUGAGCCUCCAGGCCAAGGCCUCUCUAGUGGAGGAGGGGACAGGGGUGGAGCUCAACGCGACCAAGAGCUGUGACAUCGUGUCUGAAAUUGCUACGGUGACCUUUGAGGACGCUGACAAUACUUACAGGGCUGGAAUCCCCUACACUGGCAAGAUGCUCCUGAAGGCAGCAGGUGGCUCUGCACUGAAGAAUGAGAAGCUGCAGCUCUUUGUUAGCUAUGGAGAUGUGAGGCAGAACCAGACCUUCCUGACAGACGAGUCUGGCAGAGCCUCCUUCGAGCUGGACACCUCCGGCUGGACUGGGAGGGUCACUCUGAGGGGGCACUUCAAGCAGGUGGAUCGCAGCUCUGUGUUUGGAAGAGUCUCUCCCAGUUAUCUGGAUGCCCAUCGUAACCUGGAGCCCUUCUACUCCAAGAGCCAGAGUUUCCUGAAGAUCCGCUGGCUGGGAGGGGUGCUGCCCUGUGACCAGGCCCAGCAGCUCCAGGUGGAUUACAUCAUUGCUAGGGAGGUCCUGGGGAACGAGUCCAGGAGCCUGGAUUUCAUCUUCCUGGUCGUGGCCAAGGGAGCCAUCGCCAGGAUCCUUCACAAAGGGCUGGACCUCAGAGAGGGGGCUGGGCUGAAGGGCUCCUUCUCUGUGGAGCUGCCCUUCGGCGCUGACCUGGCGCCCGCUGCCACGGUGCUGGGUUACACGGUGCUGCCCAAUGGCGAGAUGGCUGCCGACAGCGCCCGACUGCAUGUGGCCAAGUGCUUCCCGAACAAGGUGAAGCUGGCCUUCUCAAACGACCGGGCCCUGCCGGGCUCAGAGCUCCAGCUGCAGCUGCAGGCUGCCCCCGGGUCCCUGUGCGCCGUCCGCGCCGUGGAUCAGAGUGUGCUGCUCAUGAAGCCCGAGGCCGAGCUUAGCGUCGAUACGGUCUAUAAUUUGCUCCCCCGUUUUCCCCAAGGAGACUAUCCCGCUGCGGCUCGAGAGCACGAGUCAGGCGAUUGUCCAUAUUUCUCUGAGUACCCUACAUACAUAGGUCCCUGGCGGCGGCGUCACAGAAGGCCCCAGUCUGUCCAGUUUUCUGACAGUGACUCCUACCGUUUAUUUAAGGAUGCGGCUUUGAAAAUUCUCACCAAUGCCAACACCAAGAAACCUUUCAUCUGCCCUGAUAUUCCAAUCUUCAGAUACAGCAGUCAACCCAACUUUAACCUCGGCCUUCCAGGAAGUCCAGGGGACUCUUUCUAUAGACGCGAGGUUUUGAGGAAGAACGUACACGGGGAGCGUGGUGGAUUAGGCAACGCCCUGCCGGCUCCAGAGCCCAGCACCGAGGAGGCGCCAGCGCCACGUGCCUACUUCCCAGAGACGUGGCUAUGGGACCUGGUCCCUGUGGGCGAGGGGGGCUCCAAGGACGUCCCAGUCUCAGUGCCCGACACCAUCACGGAGUGGAAAGCUGGGAUGUUCUGCACGGCGGAGGUGGGCUUUGGGCUCUCGCCCACGGCCACCUUCACGGCCUUCAAACCCUUCUUUGUGGAGCUGGCCUUGCCGUACUCUGUGAUCCGGGGAGAGGCCUUUGCCCUAAAGGCCACUGUCUUCAACUACCUGCAGCAGUGCAUCAAGGUGCGAAUGACACUGGCGGAGUCUGCGCAGUUCCAGGUGCAGGCGGGUGAGGACGGUGCCUACACCAGCUGCCUCUGUGCAGACGAAGGGAAAACCUUCCAGUGGGAGGUGACGGCGAGCAGCCUGGGGGAGGUGAACUUCACCGUCAGCACCGAGGCGCUGCACACCGAGGAGCUGUGCGGCAAUGAGCUGGCCGUGGUGCCGGCCCAGGGGCGAGUGGACACCGUGAUAAAGCCUCUGCUGGUCCAGCCGGGGGGGAUCCUGGAGGAGAAGGCGUACAGCUCCCUGCUCUGCCAGGAAGCGUCCGAAGAAAUCUCCUUGCAGCUGCCUGCAAACGUCCUGGCAGGGUCCGAGCGGGCCCAUGUGACUGUCCUGGGAGACAUAAUGGGCACAGCUCUGCAGAACAUAGACCGCCUGCUGGCCAUGCCCUACGGCUGCGGAGAGCAGAACAUGGUCCGGUUCGCUCCCAACAUCUACAUCCAGCAGUACCUGGAAAAGAGCGGGCAGCUCAGCCCAGAGAUCAGAGAAAAGGCCAAGGGAUUCCUCCAGAGCGGCUACCAGCGUGAGCUGCUCUAUAAACACAAGGACGGCUCUUACAGCGCCUUUGGGGAGAGAGACGCCACGGGCAACACCUGGCUGACGGCCUUCGUUCUCAAGUCCUUUGGCCAGGCCAGACCCUACAUCUUCAUCGACGAGAAGCACCUAGAGGACGCCCUCAGGUGGCUGCAGCGUCACCAGCUGGAGAGCGGCUGCUUCCGCAGUGUGGGGAAGCUGUUGAACAACGCCCUGCAGGGCGGCGUGGUGGACGAGCUCUCUCUCUCGGCUUAUAUCACGGCGGCGCUGCUGGAACUGGGGCAGCCGCUCACGGACCCCAUGGUGACCAGGGCCCUCCAGUGCCUCCGGGAGUCGAGCACCAGCGACCUCUACACACAGGCGCUGCUGGCCUAUGCCUUUGGGCUGGCGGGGAGCACUGAGCUGCGGGACGCCCUCCUGCAGCGCCUGGCUGAGCACAGCGUCAGCGCCGGGGGACAACUCCACUGGCAGAGGAAGGUGAAGGCCCUGCCCAGCCCCUAUGGGAACCAGGCCCCGUCGGCAGAGGUGGAGAUGACAGCUUACGUGCUCCUGGCCUAUCUCUCCCUGCCCAACGUGUCUGCUGCCAACAUGGCAACCGCCGCCCAGAUCGUCCGCUGGCUCAGCAAGCAGCAGAACCCCUAUGGGGGAUUUGCCUCCACACAGGACACGGUGGUGGCCCUGCAGGCCCUGGCCAAAUACGCAGCCCUGACGUACAGCGUGAGCGGGGCUGUGUCGGUGACGGUGAGCUCCCAGGCUGGGGACCGGCAGCAAUUCCACGUGGACAACGCCAACCGGCUGGUGCUGCAGCGAGUGGCCCUGCAGGAGAUCCCCGGGCAGUACACGGUGCUGGCCAGUGGCAAGGGCUGUGUCUUUGUGCAGCUGACUCUGCGCUACAACGUGCCGCCCCCAAAGAGCGCCACGACCUUUGACCUGCGGGUGGAGACGGAGCCGAAGGAGUGCACCGAGAGCGCCAGAUCCCGCUUCAGCCUCGUGCUGCACGCCCGGUACAGCGGGGAGCGCCCAGCCACCAACAUGGCCAUCAUUGAGGCCAAGCUGCCGUCCGGCUACACCCCCGUCCAGAGCUCCCUCCGGCAGCUGGAGAAGCAGCCUUUGGUGAAGAGGCUGGAGGUGCAGAACGACCAGGUGAUGCUCUAUCUGGACCAGCUGACAAAGGAGGCGGCGAGUUUCACCUUCUCCCUGGAGCAGGAUUUCCCUGUGAAGAAUCUCAGAGCAGCCCCAGUGAGACUGUACGAUUACUACGAGACGGGUGAACAUACAGAGGCUGAGUACAGCGCCCCCUGCGGCUCAGCCCCUGAUGCCGAUACGAAGGAAAAUUCCCGCUGAAGCGCCCGCCCCUGCUGGGCAGCCCCCUCCCCUCCCAUCCCGAUAGCCCCGCACCAGCAGCCAGACACACCAGGAUCGAGAAGGGCACUGACAGGCCCCGUCUCAGCUGCUGCUCUUCCCCGAACCAGCUGCACUAUCCCUCUUAGCACCUUCUUCAGCCAACGCCUCCCCGUUCGCUCUGCAAACAUCCCACCUGCUCUCCCAUCUCUCAGCCUCCAGACCAGCCACAUGAUCCCAGCUGUCUGUCACAUGCGGGGACCGGUGGCUGCAGUGGGGACCUCUGGGGUUUGCUGCCUGUCCUGCCUGGAGCAGCAGGUUCAGUGUAAAACAAAAUAGAAAAACCCACCUCUUUGUGAGGCUGUUUUGUCGCUUUGUUCCUGCCCUGCUGCUGCUCCUCACAUGGCUCCUGUGCAUCCUUAGAGCAGCCAGAUCCUGGGAACGUGGCUCGGUCCCCUUCCCCAGCCCUUCGGUCAUUGCUGUGGGGUUUG
Chelonoidis abingdonii (Abingdon island giant tortoise) is the source of this 4763-nucleotide messenger RNA. RefSeq names its product alpha-2-macroglobulin-like protein 1. Gene Ontology annotation, molecular function: endopeptidase inhibitor activity. The record is from RefSeq and is a predicted model, not a curated record. Lineage: Eukaryota; Metazoa; Chordata; Testudines; Testudinidae. Gene Ontology annotation, cellular component: extracellular region.